GGAUCAAUAGCUGGGAUUUUAUCAGCUACUGGCUUGAGGUGGGGAUAAUAUUGUGCUAUCUCUCGGAAGGGGAUUUCCGAACGGUCGUCAGGCAUCAUGUCACACUCUAUGAGUGUGGGGAGAGGGAUCUGUACAUUGCCAUCCAUUGACUCAUUGAGUUUAGUUGCGCGUCGUCCUGAUGUUUCCAUAACCCUUGAACAUGUUUUAAGGAUGUAUGGUGCAGCACCUGCUCUAAUGUCAAGACGGUCGAGAAGCUCCGUCUUUGCCAAGGACCUAUUACUCUGUUCAUUGAGGACAGCGUAGGCUUUAACAGCUUUCUCUCAUUGACCUGCAGGGUAGACCUUGACCAAGCAUAUUUUUGAACAUGAUUGUGUGUCCGGACGGAGUUCCCGCAGUCUUCUGUGCAUUUCAACAUAACUUCUGGAGUCUCAUCUUCCUGUUGCUCCCCGCUUUGAUCUUCCUUAAUAGCAGCAAAACUGAGAUCCAUUUCUCAGGUUAUAGGGGAGCUUCUGUGCGAUGGGGUUGACUCCACGGGGUGUGUUGAGGUAAGAGAGUCCAGGUAAGAACCCAUCUUUCCUAGCUGCCUCCAGUUCUAGCAACAGGUCCCCUAGCUCCCUCAGCUUCUCAUUUUCUUUGUUUGAGAUCUUAAGAAACUCUUCUAACUUUGUUAACAGAGCAUGUUCAAUCAUUUCAGCUGAGCCAUAGCAUUCUUCCAAUCUCCACCAAAUCAUUUGGAGCCCUGAGCUAGCAUUAUUAAUGUUGCCUGCAGACUGUUGUCCAAGCCAUUUGAUUAAUAAAUCUAGCUCUUCUCUGGGGGUAAGGUUCAGGUCACUGAUGGAGUUGACAGUCCAGAGCUAACUAUUUCUUUGCGAAUUAGGUAUUUGGCUAGGUCAGCUGUAUCUGAUUGGACAUACGGAGUUGCUCUAGAGUGCAUGACGUGGUCUGUACCUUCUGGCAGUAUAACGUGAGUCUGGAAGGGGCAGCGUUCUUCUUGGAGGAACUUCAGAGGGCUCACACGGCUUCACUGAAGGUGGGUGUUCAUCUACGAGAAAGGCUACCAGUCCACGGACAAAGCAGUCAGCUCCGUCUUCACCAAGAUGAAAGGAGUGGGCUACACCAACAUAAGCGGAAAGGAGAGGGUCUGGGAUGUGGCUGACUACGUCUUCCCGCCGCAGGGAGACUCAUCUUUUGUGGUGAUGACAAACUACAUCAUAACUGAAGGUCAGGAGAUGGGAAAGUGUCCAGAGCUCACAGGCAAGCACAGCUGCAGCUCUGACUCUGACUGUGAAGGAGGGAGUUUCAAACGUACGGGACAUGGGCAAAUGACGGGAGUGUGCGUGAAAGCCAAUAAGACCUGCGAGGUGUUGGCCUGGUGCCCCGUUGAGAACGAUCACAACAUACCAGAACCUGCUAUGUUGAUGUCUGCAGAGAACUACACACUGUUCAUCAAAAAUUCUGUAACCUUCCCCAUAUUUGGCGUCUCAAGGAGCAACCUGGUGGAGGGCAUCGAGGCCGACUACAUCAGCAAAUGCCUCCACGAUCCAAAGGACGCUCCACUGUGUCCCAUAUUCAGACUGGGAGACAUCGUUAAACUGUCUGGCUUCAACUUCGAGACGAUAGCCCGCGUGGUGAGUCAACUGAACUUUACUCAACACCGACAGGGAGGGGCCAUCGGUAUCGUGGUGGACUGGACAUGUAACCUGGACGUGGACUUAAAACACUGCAAACCACAGUACAAGUUCCACGGUCUGUACGGAAACCCAGAGGAGACCGACAAGAACAGAGCUUCAGUGGGCUACAACUUCAGGUAUGCAAAGCACUAUUUGGACAACAAGGUUCAGAAGAGAACCCUUCUCAAAGUGUUUGGCAUCCGGCUCGACAUCAUCGUACAGUCACUGGCCAGAAAGUUUGACAUCAUCCCAACGCUGACCGCGAUAGGCUCCGGGGUCGGCAUCUUUGGAGUGGCAACCGUGCUCUGUGACCUGGUGCUGCUCUAUUUGCUCCCAAAAAGAGAAUUUUACAAGAACAUGAAGUUCAAACAAACAGGCACACAGAAACGGGACCCGGACCCGGACUCGGACGCAUGUAGCACAGAGACAGAGCUCAGGUUGUGUUUGUGCUGCAGAAGUGACCUGGGAGAAGACCUUUGAGGUGGUACUUUUGAAGCAGUACCGACAUGGCACACGUGCACUCUGGAUCGGAC
This is a messenger RNA of Cyclopterus lumpus (lumpfish), 2203 nucleotides long. It is a transcript of the gene p2rx1, whose product is annotated as purinergic receptor P2X, ligand-gated ion channel, 1. Gene Ontology annotation, biological process: monoatomic cation transmembrane transport; response to ATP. Gene Ontology annotation, molecular function: purinergic nucleotide receptor activity; extracellularly ATP-gated monoatomic cation channel activity. The transcript has 13 exons. NCBI's taxonomy places the organism in Eukaryota, Metazoa, Chordata, Actinopteri, Perciformes, Cyclopteridae. The coding region runs from base 1098 to 2150 and encodes 350 amino acids. Gene Ontology annotation, cellular component: nuclear inner membrane; plasma membrane. The record is from RefSeq and is a predicted model, not a curated record.